GGGGGGGGGCUACGUCGUGUUAUCUCCUCUUCCUUCAUGUCUGCUCCACGCCGCUCUCCUGCCCGCGUCCACUCACCGCCACGCCGCUAGGAGGGCCGGCUUUGUCCUGCCCGGCCGACAAAAGGACUUUUGACCGCCGCGGCGAAAGAAGGGAGGAAGGAAGAGGCGCAAACCCCCACCCCCUCCACCCCCCCCGGCAUGACCUCCUCUCCAUCACAUCACUAAAUGGGAUUUGACAACAGCCACUUGCCUUCAGCCCGAGCGGCCAUUCUUCAAAUGAGGACGAUUUAACCGCGGUUGUGUUCCUCUCAAGACGCGACAAAAGGUCUGCACAUGGGGGCGGGCAAGAGCAAGCCCAAGGAACCGGGCCAGCGCUCCAUGAGUGUAGACGGCACCAUCGGCACAGGCUCCGACAGCGGCCACUUCCACCACCUGAGCCCCGCCCAACAGACCCAAACACCAAACAGAAGCCCUGCGGUGGGGACCGGGCGGCGGGGCUACCAGGGGCAGUACCAGCACGCCCCCACCAACACUCCUGAGCUGGCUCUCUUUGGAGGAGUGGACCACACGGGUACUGUGACCUCGCCUCAGAGAGGACCUUUGUCAGGAGGUGUCACUACAUUUGUGGCUCUGUAUGACUAUGAAUCACGCACCGCAUCCGAUCUGACCUUUCGGAAAGGCGACACGCUGCAGAUUGUCAACAACACGAAAAAGUACAGCUUCAGAGAAGGAGACUGGUGGCUCGCCCGCUCCCUGACGACCGGCGAGAGCGGUUACAUCCCCAGCAACUACGUGGCGCCGUCAGACUCCAUCCAAGCCGAAGAGUACGUUCUCCUCCACUACUGUAUCGUAGUUUACACACGGAGGUGUGCUCUUACUACAUCUUGUGGUCCACAUGGCAGGUGGUACUUUGGCAAGAUCACCAGGCGGGACUCGGAAAGGAUCCUUUUGAAUUUGCAGAACAGACGAGGGACUUUCUUGGUGCGGGAGAGCGAGACUACCAAAGGAGCCUACUGCCUGUCAGUGCUGGACUACGACAACACCAAAGGCCUGAAUGUGAAACAUUACAAGAUCAGGAAGCUGGACAGCGGCGGAUUCUACAUCACGUCUCGCACGCAGUUCACCAGCUUGCAGCAGCUCGUCUUCCAUUACCGCAAGCACUCCGACGGGCUGUGCCACGCUCUAACUGACGUGUGCCCCGUGGCCAAGCCUCAAACCCAGGGACUGGCGAGGGACGCCUGGGAGAUCCCCCGAGAGUCCCUCCGUCUCGACCUCAAACUCGGCCAGGGCUGCUUUGGAGAAGUCUGGAUGGGUACGUGGAACGGUACGACGCGGGUGGCCAUCAAGACCCUCAAGCCUGGCACUAUGUCACCUGAGGCCUUUCUGCAGGAAGCACAGGUCAUGAAGAAGCUCAGGCACGAGAAGCUGGUGCAGCUCUACGCCGUAGUCUCAGAGGAACCCAUCUACAUCGUGACCGAGUACAUGAGCCAAGGCAGCUUGCUGGACUUCCUGAAAGGGGAAGCAGGCAAGAUGCUGCGACUGCCUCAGCUGGUGGACAUGGCUGCUCAGAUCGCAGCGGGGAUGGCUUACGUGGAGAGGAUGAACUACGUGCACAGAGACCUGCGUGCCGCCAACAUCCUGGUGGGGGACAACCUGGUGUGCAAGGUGGCCGACUUUGGACUGGCCAGACUCAUCGAGGACAACGAGUACACGGCCAGACAAGGAGCCAAAUUCCCAAUCAAGUGGACGGCGCCAGAAGCUGCUCUUUACGGCCGUUUCACCAUCAAGUCUGACGUGUGGUCCUUUGGCGUGCUGCUCACAGAGCUGGCCACUAAAGGCAGAGUCCCGUAUCCAGGCAUGGUGAACCGCGAGGUGCUGGACCAGGUGGAGCGCGGCUACCGGAUGCCGUGUCCGUCCGAGUGCCCCGGCUCCUUGCACGAGCUCAUGCUCUCCUGCUGGCGGAAGGACCCGGAAGAGAGGCCCACCUUCGAGUACUUGCAGGGCUUUCUGGAGGACUACUUCACCUCCACGGAACCCCAGUAUCAGCCUGGGGAGAACCUAUAGAACCCCCCCCCCACACACACACACACACACACACACACACACACACACACACACACACACACACACACACACACACGAUGUGCACUAAACCACCUCAGAGAGACUUGAAAUGGAAGCUCGGCUCCUCUGUGCCAUCAUGCACUCACGGUUUACUGGACACUCAGGCUUUGAGGGGCUUCACUGAUGUGGGAGGAGCCAAAGGAGGGGGCGGGACAGACUGGGUCAAAGAGGGACAAAAUGGUCCCUUAUUAUUAUUAUUUUUUGCUUCUUAACCGUCCCCCCCAUCCUCUGGAGGUGUUGACACAGGUGCCACUCGUCCUCCUUUCAGUGUUUCCGGUUUUUACAAAGCGCUGCUUCUUCUUCUUCUUCAAAACACUUUGCUCCGGAACUUUCUGUAUGUUUACCGUGGACGUGGACUCGGGUCAGGUCACAUGACAAUAAACCUCCACUGAACAGAG
Entelurus aequoreus (snake pipefish) is the source of this 2522-nucleotide messenger RNA. RefSeq names its product proto-oncogene tyrosine-protein kinase Src. NCBI's taxonomy places the organism in Eukaryota, Metazoa, Chordata, Actinopteri, Syngnathiformes, Syngnathidae. The transcript is spliced from 12 exons. Gene Ontology annotation, biological process: negative regulation of intrinsic apoptotic signaling pathway; protein phosphorylation; bone resorption. Gene Ontology annotation, molecular function: non-membrane spanning protein tyrosine kinase activity; ATP binding; growth factor receptor binding. The record is from RefSeq and is a predicted model, not a curated record. The coding region runs from base 334 to 2064 and encodes 576 amino acids. Gene Ontology annotation, cellular component: extrinsic component of cytoplasmic side of plasma membrane.